ACCAUGAUGAAAGCUCGUUUUCCACUGUUGCUGUUGCUUGGAAUUCUUUUCCUAGCUUCAGUUUCCGUCUCAUUUGGCAUUGCCCACUUGGAAAAGGAGAGUCCCAGUUACAAAAGGUGCCUUCAGAGUUGCAAGAGAGAGCAAGAUGUAUUCAAGCAACAAGCAUGCCUUGCUCAUUGCCAGAUCUUCGAGGACCCUCAAAGCAAAAAGGCCCAAGAAGAAAAAGAACCUCCAUCACAUGAAGAGAAGGAACAUGCAGAAUCACACAGACAAAGCGGACACCAGGAGGGUGAGAAGGAGGAAAAGGAACAUCAAGAGCAAGAUCAACCAUCGCCACGCCCACGUCCACAACCACGCCAACCUCAUCCUCCCCAGGAAAGCGAGCACAAGCAACGCCAACCUCAUCCUCCCCAUGAAAGCGAGCACAAACACCAAGAAGAAGGGCAAGAUCAACCACAACCACGCCAACCUCAUCCUCACCAGGAAAGCGAGCACAAGCACGAAGAGCACCAGCACCAACAAGAAGAGCAGGAUCAACCAUUUCCACGCCCACAGGAGCAUGAGCACAAAGAACAGAGCAAACAUCAUAACAAAGAGCAGGAGAGCGAGAAAGAGCAAGGUCCAGAAUCAGAACCACAGAAACCAAAGAACCCUUUUCACUUUAACAACAACAAGUUCCACACACUCGUCAACAACAAAUUCGGUUACAUUCGUGUUCUCCAGAGGUUCGAACAGCGCUCCAACAAACUCCAGAACCUCCGAGAAUUCAGAAUUGUUCAGUAUAAGUUCAAACCCAACGUCUUGCUUCUCCCCCACCACGCUGAUGCUGAUUUCCUCCUUGUUGUCCUCGACGGGAGUGCCUUAAUUACCUUGUUGAGCCCUGACGAAAGAGAGUCUUACAAACUUCAGCGUGGGGAUGCACUCAGAAUCCCAGCAGGUACCCCAUUCUAUCUGCUUAACCCAGACGACAACCAGAAUCUCAAAGUAGUAAAACUCGCUGUACCCGCUAACCAACCCGGCAAAGUCCAGGAUUUCUUCCCGUUUAGCAGUGAAGAUCAAGAAUCCUUCUUGCGCGGGUUCAGCGAGAAUACUCUUGAGGCCUCCUUUGAUGCACCAUUCGAGGAGAUAGAGAAGACUCUAUUGGAAGAGGAGGAGCAAGAGGUGGGAGUGUUAGUGGAAGUGUCAAAGGAACAGAUCCAGGAGCUGAGCAAAGACGCCAAAUCCAGCUCAAGAAAAUCCAUUUCCUCUGAAAAUGAACCUUUCAACUUGAGAAGCCGAGGCCCAAUCUAUUCCAACAAGUUUGGCAAGUUCUUUGAGAUCCCCCCACACAAAAACCCACAGCUUCAGGAAUUGGAUAUCUUCCUCGACUGUGUAGAGAUUAAGGAGGGAGGUCUUCUUCUGCCACACUACAAUUCAAAGGCCAUAGUGGUACUAGUGGUUAACAAGGGAAAAGCAAAACUUGAACUUGUGGGUUUAAAAGAGCAACACCAAAAGCAAGAGCAACAGCAAGAAGAGGAGGAGGAACAAGAAGGACCUAGAAAAGUGCAGAGUUACAGAGCCAAGUUGUCUGAAGGCGAUAUAUUCGUAAUUCCAGCAUCCUACCCAGUUGCCAUCAACGCUUCCACAGAUUUUCAUUUGGUUGCUUUUGGUAUCAAUGCUGAGAACAACCAAAGGAACUUCCUCGCAGGUGAGAAAGACAAUGUGAUAAGUCAGAUACAUAAGCUAGUGAAGAAUCUUGCGUUCCCUGGGUCUGGUGAACAAGUUGAGAAGCUACUGAAGAAGCAGAGCGAAUCCUACUUUGCUGAUGCUCAGCCUCAGCAAAGUGAGGAGGACAAUAAGGGAAGAAAGGGUCGUCUAUCUUCAAUUUUGAACGCUUUUCACUGA
Messenger RNA from Abrus precatorius (Indian licorice), 1884 nucleotides. RefSeq names its product beta-conglycinin, beta chain-like. Bases 4 to 1884 code for a protein of 626 amino acids. NCBI's taxonomy places the organism in Eukaryota, Viridiplantae, Streptophyta, Magnoliopsida, Fabales, Fabaceae. The record is from RefSeq and is a predicted model, not a curated record. The transcript is spliced from 7 exons.